This is a messenger RNA of Chaetura pelagica (chimney swift), 879 nucleotides long. Its product is annotated as cytosolic beta-glucosidase-like. Gene Ontology annotation, biological process: carbohydrate metabolic process. Gene Ontology annotation, molecular function: hydrolase activity, hydrolyzing O-glycosyl compounds. Lineage: Eukaryota; Metazoa; Chordata; Aves; Apodiformes; Apodidae. The record is from RefSeq and is a predicted model, not a curated record.
AUGGUAGAUACAGGUUUCAUUCUGCAAAUCAAAUCUAUUGAGAGCAAAGUACACCUUUAUUUCAACAUCCUUUCUGGUUUCAGGAGCCCAACAACUGGAGAUAAUGACCUUGGCAAAAGCAAAGUGGAAAUAAAUACAGCAAGAACGCCAGUGCCACAGGAUAUUGCUUUUCCACUUGGAUUUGCUUGGGGUGCAGCUACAGCAGCAUAUCAAAUUGAAGAAGGCUGGAAUGCAGAUGGAUAGGGCCCUAAUGUCUGGGACACAUUCACCCAUCAGGGAAGAGAUCGAGUUUUCAAGAACCAGACUGGUGAUGUAGCUUGUGGCAGCUACACUCUGUGGGAGGAAGAUUUGAAAUGUAUCAAACAGCUUGGAUUGACUCAUUAUCGCUUUUCUCUUUCCUGGUCACGUCUGUUACCUGAUGGGACGACAGGUUUCAUCAACCAGAAAGGCAAUUGUUCCUUAAAAAUAGAAGGUUGCAGCUUUAAUUCAAGGUUAUUGCUGCAGUCUGGCAUAAUUAAUCCAAAUGUUUGCACUUAUAAGGAUCCUAGCCAUGAGGAUAUUUUUGGAUGGCUUACAAUAGACAGGAGCCAAUUAUUCCAGCAAUCUUUAAUAACCUGGGAAAUGACAUCUUGUUCACUGUAUCACUUUGGCUUACCUCAGUCCGUACAAGAUGAAGGUGGAUUAAGAUCUGAAAAGACCCUUGAGACCUCUGACAUUGAUGCAAAAUAUUGUUUCAGAACAUUUGGAGAAGAUACAUACAAUAACUCCAUAAUUUACAUCACUGAGAAUGGAUCUUCCCAAAGUGACCCGCUUGAUGACAGUCAAAGAUGGGAGCAUUUCAGGUUGAUUUUACAGGAAAUUUUAAAAGGUACCAUUUAA